AAACAUUAAAUUUUAAACAUUAUAUUAUACUGCGUGAUAAAUGAUACAUACAAACUAAGUGCACUAACACGGAGUAGUCUACAGCAUGUGAUAACAGCGACUACCGCGGUUCGGGAUGGUCGGCUGGAGGUAGAACGCAAUGAAGGUAAAUAUUGAAGCGCGCGGGGCUUAAACAAAAUACAUCUAAUCGAUAUUGACCCUCGUAUCAAACUCUCUAUAGUCUCGACUAUCAGUGCAUUUUAUUUAGUGUUUGUCAACAAACGCGAGAAACACAUUAUAAACCUUUAUUGGUAUAAUUAUUGUCAUAUUGCCUCAGAAUAUAACAAUUCUAUAACGAUUUAUAAGUGUCAAACUGUCCACGGGAAACGUCGAACGGAUGAAAAUUGUUUGAUUGCAACUCGUGUCGAAAAGUGGUCAACUUCCAAAAUAUUGAAUUAUCCAUCGCACAAUAAUAUGUUCUCUUCGGCCCGAAAAAGUCGCCAAAGAAAAGGUGCCGGGAAGAGACUCGGAGAUGAUGAAAUGAUCAACGAGGUUAAUGUAAAACACGAAUUUGAUGAAAUGGGAGAUUAUUGCUUUGAAUCGUUGAAACAAGUUGAACAAGCGACGUCUAUUGACAUGAGAGUAACAAACAACUUUGCAGACGAAAAAUGCAAAUUGUGUUUAGAAUCGUUUACAUCCGAAACGCAAUUGAAACAUCAUAUCACAACAAUGCACAAUGGUAUUUCUAAGAUAGAAGAUAUUCCAAUUAAAAAAGAAGUCGAUAAUGGUUUCGAACCUAAUGAAACUGAAGACGAGCCAAGAAUUAAAAUUGAAGAAGGUGAGACCGACGAUUAUUAUUACAAGUCUAUAUUUGAUAUAGCAGAAAAUAUUGAUAUGCAAUUGAAGGAACAUCAAAAAACGAUCAACGAGAAUGCUUACAAUGUCGGAAAAACUUGCAUUAAUAAAAAAGUAAAAGUCGAAGUUAAAAACAGUGGUCUUUUGGAUUUGCAAACAACAAACUACAAAAAUACUUUUAGUGAAAAUCGUACGAGAAAUGAAGUGAAUAAAAAAACUGAUGGUCGUUAUUUUGAAUCGAGGAUUGAAACAGAAAACAAUACAAAAACAGCAACUAACUCCACCAAUGAAGAUAUAACAAACCGGCGGUUUUUCCAAUGUAAUUUAUGUCAAAAAAUGUACUGCACAAAAAAACAAAUAACUUUACAUAUUUUAAAAUCCCACCAAAUUUCAACGGAUAAACACUGUCCCCAAAAACUCAACACUAUACAUUGCAAUGAGUUUACUAAGACAUACGUGAACAUCAGCCGACCCUAUAAAUGUGACGUCUGCCUUAAGCAUUUUUCUAAAAAUUUUAACCUCACACAACACAAACGAAUGCACACUGGCGAGAAGCCCUACAAAUGUAAUGUUUGCAAAAGUACUUUUUCUCAAAAAGUACACCUUACAAGACAUGAACGCGUACAUACCGGUGAAAAGCCCUACAAAUGUGAUGUUUGCCAAAAUUCUUUUUCACAAAAAACUAACCUUACAAGACAUGAACACGUACAUACCGGUAAAAAGCCCUACAAAUGUGUCGUUUGCAAAAAGAAUUUUUCUCGAAAAAAUGUCCUUGCACGACAUGAACGUGUGCAUACUGGCGAGAGGCCCUACAAAUGUAAUGUUUGCAAAAAUACUUUUUCUCGAAAAGCACACCUUACAAGACAUGAACGCGUGCACACUGUUGAAAAGCCUUAAAAAUGUUACGUUUUCAAAAAUACUUUUUCUGGAAAAGGAAGCCUUAAAUAACAUAAACGCUUGCACGGUAAUUAGAAGACCUUAGACCUUGUGCUUAAAGAUUCAUCGGACAUUUUUAUAUAUUGUUUACUUUUUUUUUAAAUAGGCAUACAAGGUCAUUGCCUAAUUUAUAGUCAAAUUGCCUAUAAUAUGAUGUGGC
Messenger RNA from Adelges cooleyi (spruce gall adelgid), 1930 nucleotides. RefSeq names its product zinc finger protein 845-like. The record is from RefSeq and is a predicted model, not a curated record. Gene Ontology annotation, cellular component: nucleus. The transcript is spliced from 5 exons. Bases 454 to 1731 code for a protein of 425 amino acids. Lineage: Eukaryota; Metazoa; Arthropoda; Insecta; Hemiptera; Adelgidae.